Leguminivora glycinivorella is the source of this 971-nucleotide messenger RNA. RefSeq lists its product as uncharacterized. The record is from RefSeq and is a predicted model, not a curated record. Bases 355 to 894 code for a protein of 179 amino acids. The transcript is spliced from 2 exons. NCBI's taxonomy places the organism in Eukaryota, Metazoa, Arthropoda, Insecta, Lepidoptera, Tortricidae.
CAUACUCGGCAGACUUCCAUAAACAGUGCCACGUGGCUAUUCAAAACAGUUGCGCAUCACAAAAAUGACGUUCAAAAUAUUUGCGUUGCUGAUAAUCGCAGUUGUUUUCGUGCUGGUUCAGUCGAAGUCUCUAGAAUCGACUGCAGUGGAGCCUGCUGGAGAGAUGAUGGAGACAGCAGAAACGAAUCCAUUCAUGCCGAAGUUCGCGAUGAAGAGGCUAAGGGAGCUUCGCGAGCAAGCGAAGGCGCAGCGUAGGAGCAACCAAAAUACGCUAGCUCGUGGUGAUAGUAACCGGCGGAGGGCACCGUGUCCUCAAAAUGGAUACGGAUACGUUGGAUACGGACAUGGCAAAAAAUGAAGCAAGCGGUGAUUGUACUGUUAUCAUUAGGACUCGUCGGUGCACUCGCAAAUACUAUACAAUCGGAUAAUAAUAACAAGGCUCUACCUGAGCCCAGUGACUCAGAAACCAAACACGAAGGUGAAGACAUUUUAAACAAAACGGAACAAAAGGAACCUGUUGUUUCAUUUGUUGAUACGGGGCUUAUCAAUGAUGGCGACCGAAAUGGUGAAGUUAGUAUUACGAUUGAAGAGGAUUUAGUACCUCCUCCAGUCGAAAUUGCUCAAGAUCCUGCCGCUGAGGUGUAUAUCACAGAUGUCCCAGAGUUUCCUAUUGAGGAUAAUUUCUACAAAACGUUGCCUGACAGUCCUGACACCUAUGAAGAUGAGAUUAUGGAUGUGGCAGCGAACUGGGUUCCGGUGCCGAUAUUUCGCAGACAGAAGCAUAAGGCACACAGACGAUUCUUCGGUCCCAAACAUUUCACACAAAAUCCUUACCGACGGUUCUACUACUAUCCGUACCACGCGUUUUACCGGCCUAGACCGUACUUCUUUUAGAAUAUUUUACUGUUCUUGCCAUAGUGUAUUAAUUUAUUUAUUUUAAUUGAAUAAAUUAUUUAAUUUAAUAAUGUUAA